Orcinus orca (killer whale) is the source of this 17818-nucleotide messenger RNA. RefSeq names its product LIM zinc-binding domain-containing Nebulette. The transcript is spliced from 9 exons. The record is from RefSeq and is a predicted model, not a curated record. Gene Ontology annotation, cellular component: focal adhesion. Gene Ontology annotation, molecular function: actin filament binding. The coding region runs from base 607 to 1122 and encodes 171 amino acids. Lineage: Eukaryota; Metazoa; Chordata; Mammalia; Artiodactyla; Delphinidae.
CCCGCGUCCUCUCACCCCCACCGCUCCCUCCCCCCGCCGCCGCCGCCCACCUGGCCGCCCCCGCUGCGGCAGCGGCGCGAGGCUUGCUUCCAGGCCUCCGGGUCGCAGCCCGCGCGGUCUGCGGAGCUUUCCUUGUGUCUGCCCUCCCCCCGCUUCGCCCGCCCUCCCCGGGGCCCAACGUGCUCGUUCCCUGUUACUUCGGUCGGGGCGCGCCGGUGGGUUUGGCCUGCGCCGCGGCGGCGAGGCGGGGGAGCGAGUGAGCGCGAGGGGCGGGAGCGAGUGCCUGUGUGAGUCACCGGUACCUGGAGCGCGAGCGACGCAGAGAGAGCGGCGCGGAGCCCGAGCCGGAGCCGAGCCCGAGAGCGCCGCCGUCCCCCGGCGCCAGGCCCCGCCGCGAACCCACCCGCGCCCCCGCCGCCUCCCCGCGCGCCGCGCGGCCCGCUCGCCCCGGGCCCCGCGCCGACGCCAGACCCCGGCGCCCGGCCCGCGCCGCCCUCCCGCCUGCCCGGAGGCGGUGCGGGGCUCGCCGGGGGAUGUCACAGCGGCUCCUCGGAGCCCCCAGCCGUCGUCGCUUCCGCCCAGCCGCCGCCCCCGGGAACCGCGACAAUGAACCCCCAGUGCGCCCGCUGCGGGAAAGUCGUGUAUCCCACGGAGAAAGUCAACUGCCUGGAUAAGUAUUGGCAUAAAGGAUGUUUCCAUUGUGAAGUCUGCAAGAUGGCUCUGAACAUGAACAACUACAAAGGCUAUGAAAAGAAGCCCUAUUGUAAUGCACACUACCCAAAGCAGUCCUUCACCACGGUGGCAGAUACACCUGAAAAUCUUCGCCUGAAACAGCAAAGUGAAUUGCAGAGUCAGGUCAAGUACAAAAGAGAUUUUGAAGAAAGCAAAGGAAGGGGCUUCAGCAUUGUUACAGACACUCCUGAACUACAGAGGCUGAAGAGGACUCAGGAACAAAUCAGUAAUCAGGAAUAUACAUUUUAUUCAAUACCAGAGGCUGUUUGCAGAUCCAUUCUUAAUUAUGCAAAAAACCAUUAUAACCCAGGUGGUGGAGAAAUAUUGUGUGAAGGGGAAGGGGGAAAAAAAAAAAACCCAGAUGACAAAAUCUUGUAUUUUACAGAGUGACUGAAAUGAUCUUCCCGUGGCUUCUCACUCUGCCCAAGGCUGCGGGCUCUGGGAUGGCUUACCCAGGACUACCACUGAUUAACAUACCCAUUUUGAGACUUUGAGGAGUGACUCCUUCUAGCAUUGUAUUUUAUUAUACCUCUUGGGACGUAUCUACAGUGAGCACAUACUAAAUGUUGAAGAAAACACAGGAAUCUUACAGAUGUAUGUGUGGAGUCCCCACAUGUGUCUAUCAUUAAUAAUUAUGCCACAAUUAUCAUUUCAAUGGAUUUUUGGAGGUCUUUGAGGGCAAGCAGCAUUUCUUGUACAUGUUUGAAUCCUCCAGAACAGAGUGCUUUGACUGUAAAUAAUGAUAGAAGUAGAAGUUGCCUUCACUGUUCCCUUACGUGUAUAUGCAUGUUUGUUAAACAUUAAACAUUUGCUGUGGACAUCACAUUCCACCAGCCCCUGUAGCUUGCAGAAAAAAAAUGAGAAACCACUUUUUGCAUGCAUUUAUGCCCAAGCUAGAAUGCGUGAAGUGUUUGGGAAAGGCUUUCAUGGAGAAGGAGAGGCUUAAUACAACGUAAAGUCACAAAUGAGGGACAUGGCAUUGAAAUGAGCAAAGGAAGAAAGGAAUGAAUGUAAGGUUAGGAACACCCAGCAUCUACUUGUGAGAGUGCAGAGAGAGACACCAUCACUGAAAUGUAGAUUGAGGCAAGAUUAUUGAAAGAUUAGUAUCAUAUUUUCAAAUGUGCAGAUUUCAAAUGUGUACCUGUAAAUCUGUGCCCGCCCCUCCCCCCAUUUCUUUUUCAAAAGAAACUACUUUUGAAAACAAUUGCUGAUUUAACAAACAUUUUGAGUGUUUGCUCUGUGCCAGGCACUUUGCUAGGAGGUGGGGAUUUAAUGAGAAAUAAAAUAGAUAUGACCCUUGACCUCAUGGAGCUUGUAGGUUACCCUAUAAAAGGUGAGCAGAUAAUUGCAGCACAGCGAUAAGUGCUUGACAGAGGGAAACACUGUGUUAAUAUCAGAAGGAUAACUAACCAGGUUUGGGAGGUAAAGAAAUCGAACCCUUGCCAGCAUUGUUUUAAAAUAGUUUUUGGAGAAUUUUACUGAAUCAUUUUCUUGAACAGUGAUUCCUACAGUUCAUUUGUAUAGUAGGUGCUAUCAGUUUUGUUUUUCAGUUUUCCUGUGUCCUGUGUUUGUUUUCCCUGUUCCCUGUUUGCCUGUCAGUAUGGACUUCCGGAAGCUAUCAUUAAAAAUUUAUCAAACCAUGGUAUUAUAUAUAAAAUGUCAAAAAUACUCAUCUAUAGAAGAGUAUCGAUUGGCUUAUUAAUUUCAGAAUGGCUAAAAAGAUCAACAUAUAAAUAUUUGCAUGCAUUUAAAAGUUCAGAUACAUGUCCUCUCUGUUUUGGUUUUCAGUGCUUAAGAAGUUGAAGGGUUUUGAAAGUAAAACUAUGGCCAUUUUUCUUCAUCUCCUCCCUACUCCCAACCUUUGUAGCGAUAGUUCUGAGUUAAAAAAUUUUCAUGACUGGGUCCAAAAUAUAUGGAUCUGAAAGAGCCAUAUAUGAACGUGUGAUGUGUCCGUUAGCACACAUAUGUAGAGUGUACGUACGUGUUUGAGUAGAGAGGUACUGAAAUGAAUUGCUAAACAUGAGUUGGUGCUAUUUGGUUUCCACUUUCGGUGUUCUUGGCCCAGUCUGUGCUGACAGCGAACCUCUGGGACGUCCCCUCAGUGCUGUGGGGUCUUUUCCUGCCAAAUAUCGUUCUCUUGCAAGAUUAAAUAGCUGAAUCAGUGUGGCCCGAAUCUCGAUCCUGCUGAGAAUAUUGACUCCUGGAGGUUGUAAUACAGAUUAGCUGGUGAGAGCUCUGUUGGAAAAAUAAAGUGAGUUUCUCUAAAUGAAUUUAACAACUGCUGUGAACCUUUUUGCAUCCUCCAGCAUGAAUGCGUAUGCUGGCAGUUAACCAUUUAUUUCCCUCAUUUUCUCCCAAAGUUGCUCCAGUCCACCCCUGGGCAUUUAUUGUAAAUGUUUUCGUAACUUUAUUUCACAUUUAUGUUUCGCUCGAUAAGGCAUUUGGCAUGUUAAAUUACUAAGUACUGUGAAGGGUAGGUCAUUAUUUAUUUAUUUAAGGAGGAAAACCAUUUUUUGUACUUAUAAAAAUAAUUUAGUGUCACUUAUAUAAUUAAAUAAACCACACCACAGGGUUAUUUAGAGUAAACUGACUAGCCCAUUGCUUUCUGAUCACAGACUUCAUGUUAUUGGUCAAAAAAUUGUGAAAUAUUUAGCACGAGGCAGGACAGAUGGCUAAAAUUAUUUGCAUUGCUUCCAACCUCUAUUCCAUGACUAUUUCUGCUUCCAGGGUUAGAUUAUAAUAACCUUUGAGGGUUCUAAAUUCUACAAAGAUUAUGGUGCUUCCCCUUAAGCGAAAUAUAUGAAAAAGUCAACGAUAGACCUCCAAAGCACAGAACACACAGAUACCCUGAAAAUGAUGAGUAGUUUGUUAGAUUUUCUGAUUGCAUGCUUCUGGAUAAGUUCAUCGAACUCUUUGCUAUUUUGGGGGUGCCUCACGUCACUUAUGUUUAUGAAGCCUGUGCUCAGUCUGUUUAUGAGACAGUCCUUCCAUCUGCUUCCUACGUUCUUACCCAUUUGUCUCUUGACACCUCCUCUGUGUGUGUGUGUGUGUGUGUGUGUGUGUGUAUGUGAUUUCUCAGUACAAAUGUCUGUGACUGUGAUUUGUAAAUGCCAAAGCACGACACAACUGGAAGACUCUUAAACUGGUGAGUGCUGUGUUUACUUUUGCAGAUUACUCCUUAGAUCAUCACUGCGAUUAUUACAAUAAUAUCUUUAAAAUUAAAUAAUUAGUUAAAUUAUUUUUUAAUUUGCCACCAUAAGCACACCCGAAACUGGGGGUAAAAAAUGUCCCGAGUGGGACUUCCCUGGCGGUCCAGUGGUUAAGACUCUGCGCCUCCACUGCAGGGGCGUGGGUUCGAUCCUUGGUGGGGGAGCUAAGAUCCCUUAUGCCUCGCAUGGCACAACCAAAAGGAAAAAAGAAUGUCCUGAGAGAAGGCACGAGAAGAGGGGGGCAGUAUCAGUUUGUCUUCAUAAAAUAGCCUAUAUUUUGCAGUUACCCCAGAUGAAGGUGUUAGACAAAGUACCACCUGACACUGAGUCUGUGUUUACUGAAUACUUUGCAGGUUAACUUGCAACUCUGCCACACUGUCAGGAAUAUAACUGGGGCUAGAACCAAGGUCUCUUGACCUCUAGCCUGUUUUGCCCUUCUCUUUGGAUGCAUGACUCUUUGAAUUACAUUGAUGGUCAUUGUUGAAAUUUGCAGUCAUUCAGAAAUAGACUUUUGAGGUGCAUUUAAAAAAGGACUCCUAAUUAUUAAACUGUAAAUCCUCUAAAAUAUCAUCAGAGGCUCAAAAAAAUCCAUCAUUGCACAAAAUAUUUAUGAGUUAUCCAUAGUAAAUGCCAUCGGGAUUUCCAUGCCUGUGACCUUGAUUUCAGUCUCCCAGUAUUAAGACUACAUCCCCCUUUUAAAUUGUAAAAUAUAUUACACAAACAAAACUGUCUAUGGAAACUUAUGUACAGUUUAAAGAAUACCCAGCUUACAGAAUAGAGCGUUUUGGAAACAUUUGAAGGCCCUGAUGUUCUUAGGUUUAUACCUCAUCCCCCUGACUAGCUACCAGCAACACAAGGGCCACUGCAUCUUGAAAACACAGAUUUUCACAUCCAAAUGACGAAAAGAUGAGAUGAAAACACAAUUUCCAUAUAUGGAAACAAUGUACAGGUUUUGGGGAAAACCUGAUUGGCUUCUUGCACCAUAAAGCACACAACGGUCGGCAGGUUUAUCCUCAAUCAGCUGUUCGGGACUCAAGCAUGAGAAUGUCAGUCACUGUGACACUGUGCACCACUGUUUAUGCUUAGAUGACGCCUCCUCCCUGAAUGGAGGAUGAGGUUGGGGACAAACGUUCAUGAAGGGCUCACUCUGUGCUGGGCACAGUCCUUCACACUUGUUAUUUCAUUUGUUUUUCUCAACAGUCCCUAGAAAUAGUUGUCAUUAUCCUCAUGUCAUGGAUGAAACAAGCCCAGAGAAAAUAAAUAAAUUUCCUAAAUGCAUACAACCAGUGAAGAACAGAAUGGAGGUUUGAGUCCAGGGUUUUUUCCAGACUUUAAAAUGCUGAAUUUUCCCUCUACACCAGAAUUUUGGGAUUGUUGCUUAUAUGUUAUAUCUGGAGCCCUUGUGCCAUAGUGCAAAUGUCCAAGAUGUAAGCUUCUGGGUUUUUUUUGUUUUCGGCACGCCUCAUGGCUUUCAGGAUCUUAGUUCCCCUACCGGGGAUUGAACUGGGGCCACAACAGUGAAAGUGCCGAGUCCUAACCACUGGACCGCCAGGGAAUUCCCAGGAACUUCUUUUUGUUAAUGCAGCAGUUCAUUUAUCCUUAAAUGGCAUUUUGGAGGCCACAUGGUGAUAUUAGGACCAAAUUUAGAAGUUUCAAAUUUGUUACCACCGGAAACAGAGCUUUACCACCGAUGAGUGGAAUCUCCCAUUCAAACAUUCCUUUAUGUGCUGGGGUGCAGGAAGGCACUGCAUUGCCCCAGACAGUGCGAGUGUGGGACUUACUCAUGUGAUACUUGAGGUUAAGGAUUAAUGCAUAUUCUCCUUCGAGAUGUACUUACCUUUCUUGUUCUACCUUCCUCUGAAGGUGCCUGCUCUGUGCUUGGUUUUGUGCUGGGAGCUGGGGACACAGGAUCUAAGCAUGGAUCUCGCUCAGCCCAGAACACACAGCACAGCCUAUUAGGAGAGAGAUGAGGUUUCGGGGUUUGGGUAUCAUAGAGUCAGGAACCCAGCCCUAGGUGGGAUGUGGUGACGGUCACAGUUGGCUUACGGAAGAAGGUGGCAUGAAAUGAGUUUGUAAGAAUGAAUAAGGACAGAGACAGAGGAGGAAGAGGUGAUGGCGAGUGGUGGGUGGUGAAAACUUCCCACAUAGGGAACUGAGUAUACAAGGAGUCAAGAAUGAAACUGCAUGUGAGGAACUGCAAAUACUAAUUUUAUCCUGAAGAUUGGGGGAGUAACUAAAAGGUAUUUUUUAGUAAGGAAAUGGCACUAGACUUUAGGGUCAUCGUUUGUCUAAAUAUUGGGAGUGGUUUAUCUAGUCCUGUCGUCAACUUGGCCCUUGUACGGGUGGUAUUUCACUGCAGUUUUCACCAUGGAUCUUGAAGCUCCUACGUCCGGCUCUUGUUGGUCCUGUGGUGAUUGUAACACUAGUGUUUGUUGGGCUCUGCUUUUGCAGAACAACAAAAACAAAAUCACGACUUCUUGUAUCUCUGUAUUUUUAAGCUGUGCCAAUUAAAAAUAAAAGCACUUAAGCACUUUUGGUGCAUGGAUUUAGACUUGAAUGACAAAUGUCAAGCACAGGUGUCGGUAUGGUAUGGAAAUAGGGCAAAGGUGUGUUCGUGCACCAACCGUGAUACAAGCCGGGUGUGGCCAGUCUCAGACACAAUGUCAGGUUGGUAGGUCUGAGCGUGUAAACCCAUAUAGGUAUGUAUGCCUUUAGCAUUGCAUGCAGGUGCUACAUUAGUUCCAUACGAAUAUGGAGAGGAAAAUCUCCAUUUCUAAACCGUUGGCAAUUGGGGUAAACUUAACUAUGUUUUAAUAAAGGUUAAGCCUAAACUUUUGUUGUUUGUUUUCAAAAGUUAGAUGACAAACCAGAGUGCAGCUAACUUUAACUCAGAAAACGUAACUGCCUCUUGCUCAUUCAACAGGCCAGAGAUCGUAGACAUCAAUCAGCACAGAUGACUAUGUUGUGCAUAUAGAUGGUCCAAGAGAUGACCUGGGGUCCUUGUUGUCCUCAGGGUACUGUCCAGAAAUAAUCUUUUCUGGCAGCUUAUAAGGAUACCUGUCUGAGAUGAUUUACCAUUGGCUCCUCAAGUCAGAAUGCAAAGGAAUGAAAUCCUUGCAGUUGAAUAGUUUUGAAUGACAGUUUUUAUGUGUGUAAGAAAUUGAGGACUUGAUCCUAGUUAAAAGCAAAGGAAGUUAGUUUUGAGUUGUAGCAAGAUAUGUGGGUAAGAAGCAAGAAAUAACUUCCAUGACUUCCCUGGUGAUGCAGUGGUUAAGAAUCCGCCUGCCAAUGCAGGGGACAUGGGUUCGAGCCCUGGUCCUGGAAGACCCCACAUGCCGCGGAGCAACUAACCCCAUGUGCCACAACUACUGAGCCUGUGCUCUAGGGCCCGCGAACCACAAAUACUGAGCCACAACUACUGAGGCCGUGUGCUGCAACUACUGAAGCCCGCGCGCCUAGGGCCUGUGCUCUUCAACAAGAGAGGCCACCACAAUGAGAAGCCUGUGCACCGCAGUAAAGAGUAACCCCUGCUCGCCACAACUAGAGAGAGCCCGGGCACAGCAAUGAAGACCCAGUGCAGCCAAACAUAUAUAAAUAAAAAUAAUUUAAAAAAAAGAAAAAAAAAGAAAUAACUUCCUACGAUAUGUGGAUUAUAGAAUAAAGUCUUAAGGCUCUUUCAACUUUUAAAAUGACCUAUUUCAGCAGAGCCUUAUAUCUCAAUCAUUAUGCUUCUUUCUCUUACAUCUCAAACGGGAAUGAUAAUAUUUAUGCUUAAGCUGAGAGGAUCAGUGAAAGCCUGAUGGAAAAGCCCUUUGUGUGAUGCACAAGAAAGGCACUGUUAAAUAACAAUGUGAAAUCAGGCUCUGUCUGUGGAGAUGGGUACAUGGAGGGAUGAUUGGCUUUCCUUUUUGGCUUUUUAUAAUUUUAUUAAAAUGUAAUAGAAACCCGGGGAAAGCAGUGUAGUCUGGCUUGAGAGAGUCAGGGAGAUGCGUGUGUAGAGGAGGAGAUGCCGGUGUACAUCACUGGGCUGCUCUGUACUUGCCAGAUGCUCUCUGAAAUCCCUCCAGAUCACACAUUGAAAGCCAAGUGGUGGUAAUUAUUCCUGAGGAUCCCAAAGUGUUAUAUUUUGAAAUGGGGAUUAAUACCAGGCAAAAAGCCCUCUGUUAUUUAUGAAAGAUCCAGUUUUCUUCUUCUGUAUGGUUUUGUUCUUUUAAAAAGAAUAUUCGAGAUGAGCUGAUGUUUAUGGCCCUGAAAAAGAAGCGACCUAACCUUAUUCAGAAGGUGGGAGAAUGUUCAAGUCUGUUGAACAAUGUUGGAUGACAAGGUCAUUUUGAAGGACAGAAUAAGCAAUAAUUACAACAGGCAGAAAUUAAACCAUAAUGAACAGUAAUCCUGAAGAAAAUUAAAACACAGAAAACACUGCAUUAUUUAUUUGGAUUCAGUGGGAACAUGCCAAGGGAGAGGCAGCUGGCUUUCUGCUUUUGGAAUGUUUGUAGACUAGAGAAGAAGCUGUCAAUCAGAUUUAAGCUCUCACUUAAUUCUUGCUUUUAGGUCAGAUCUAACUGUAAAGUGAAGUGGGGAAUGGACACAGUUAACGAUGUGACCCGGGACAGGAAAGACAUGAACCAUAGAGACAAGCCGACAUGAGGUUGGAUUCUGCCUGUACCUAUUUCAUCAUCACUACCUGCUGUUUCCUAGCUUCUGUACUCAGCAGAACUUUGGGCCUUAAGAGCUGAUUUUUAGAGGCAGAAAAGACUGGGGUUCAAAUGACAGCAUCUUUUAUUACCUCUAUUUCUCUAGAAAAUAGAGUCAUAAAGGGUUUCUGCUUCAUUUAUUUCACUGUAUCUUAAGUUUCCACAUCUGUAAAAUGGAAAUUACAAAAUACUUUAACUUGGGACUUCCCUGUGGCGUAGUGGUUAAGAAUCCGCCUGCCAAUGCAGGGGACACGGGUUGGAUACCUUUUCUGGGAAGAUCCCACAUGCUGCGGAGCAGCUAAGCCCUUGUGCCACAACUACUGAGCCUGCGCUCUAGAGCCCGCGAGCCACAGCUACUGAAGCCCGCGUGCCUAGAGCCCGUGCUCCGCCACAAGAGAAGCCACCGCAAUGAGAAGCCCGCGCACCGCAACGAAGAGUAGCCGCCGCUCGCCACAACUAGAGAAAGCCCGCAUGCAGCAACGAAGACCCAACGCAGCCAAAAAUAAAAUUAAUUUUAAAAAAUACUUUCACUUGUAGGAUAAUUAUAAGAAUUAAAUAUUAGCACUUGGCAUAGUGCUCAGUGACAGAUAGUUUUGUUAUUAUUGUGAAAUAAACUGAAAAUUGAGAAAAGAUCUUGGCAUGAAAAUGUUUAAAGAGUCACUUCAUUUUGUUUUUGUGGAAAUAGGAACAGUAUUUCCAAUCUUCAAAUUUAUUACCGUUUAUGACAGUUUAUUUUACUUGGAUAUCCUUGAAGUAUUAUUUUGAUUAUUUUGGUUAUGGUCACUCAUAGUUUUGUGUAAAACAUCUUCAUUAGACAAUGUUGCAAAAUAUUCCUGGGAGCUAAUGUCUGUUAUAGAAUUUUCAUUUAUAAGUGUAGAAGGUGGUCAUUUCAGUGACAGUAUGCAUACUGAUUUAAUGAUUCUCAUGUGUUCAAGGAGAAGAAAAAUCUCAUUGAUGCAGCUCAGCACAGCACAUACGUUCGCAAAUGAAUUGUUUCCCAGUUUCGGCUCAGAACUCUAAGGUUUUUACACCAAUCCCUAAUGGUGUUUUACUUCCUCACAAGCAUUUAUGAUAAACAUCAGGGUUAUUUAAGGACGAGCUUUUAAAUAGGAUGGAGGAGGUGGAUGGAGGAUGGAGGAAAACCCAUGUUUCUGCUGGAAUUCUGUAUGUUAACUUAAAAGGGUUGAAACUAACGCUUAAAUUCUGCUUCUGCUUCAUCAGAAGGCACAGAUUCCAGAUUCAGUAUUUGAUCUGCAGGAGGAGGUCCGUCGGUGUCCAUGGUGCGAUGUCCAGGUGAUAUGGGUAUUUUAAGGCAGGUUGCUGCAGUGGACUUGCUCACCUGGCGGGGGCGGGGGUGGGGGAGGGCGGCACCUGCAGUUCCAUUAUGUGUGUUCUUGCUGUGUGGUGCUUAGCGACUUUGAUGAAGAGAUGCCAGGGAUCAUCUGCAGCGUUAGUUAAUAUUAGAAUCGCUGGUAUGCUCACAGUUGAUGUCUGUCAUAUUUAGCACAGGCUUGGCAGAUUCAAAAAUUUCUGUGAUUUUUCGUCCAGAAAUGAAUUUGUUUUGUGACCUUUGUUACGGAUACCCAAGCUGUGUAUUACACAAAAUCCGCAUCUGAGAGGGGAUUGUAGCUGCUUCCUCAGGGCGACUUUUAUAGCAUUUGCCACACUUUGGCGAAGAACUGAUUUUAUUUUCUUUCUCCCCAGUCAGCUAGACUGUGGUUCCUUGAGCUCAGGGCAUGUGGCCAGUCAUAUUUUUAACCUCAGCACCAGACAUUGUGCCUGGCAUGUGUUGACAUGCAAUAAAUGUUUUAAUGAAUAAGUGAAAUUGUGUAGCCCUUUACUUCACUGAUGCACAGCAUGUAAGUUUUUUUCCGGAUUCAUUUCCACUCAGACUUUCACAAGGCCCUGACCUGUCCUGCCACACUCCUUGAUCUCCUCUCCUCCCAUUUGGCUCCUAGAAGAGAUGUGUUGCAAUGUUCUAAAGAUUUGUCUACUAAGGAAACGUUAGUGAUGUUGUAUGUGCUGUGGUUACACCUUAUAUGAAUCAGAAUAGAUUAGCUGUUGAAAUAAACAAUCGUCAGAUCUGAGCACAAUAAAGUUGAUCCCUCUCUCGCAUACAAGGCCAAUGCAGUGGUAGUGGGGGUGGGGUGCUUAAGGGCUCUGCUCCAUGGAGUCAUUCAGUGAUCCAGGCCCCUUCUAUCUAGUGUCUCUGCUAUUGCCUGGACCUUGGAAUUCUCCACUAGGUGAGCUACAUCUGGCAUGCAGUCAGCCAUAGAGAGGAACCAUGGUGAGUCAUAAGAGGUGUUAGGGGCUAGGUCUGGAAGUUGUGUACAUCACAUCCAUCUAUGUUUCACAGGCCAGAAUUCAGUCCUGUGAACUCAUUUGACUGCUGGGGGCUGGAAGUACUGAGUAGUGGUAUGCCAAGGAGGAAUGCAAAAACUGGGUAUUAGUGGCCAUGGUCAGUUCCUGCCAUACAACCUUUUAUCAAAAGUCUGUCCUUCUAGGAGAGGCAGAAAAAGUGCCAAAUGCUUUGUGUGUCCCUUUAGCCUCUAAGAUGCUUGCCAUGUUCUCAUAAGAGCUGACUCUGGGUUUCAGGGAGAAGAAGGAAUACUUUGGGUUGAGAACUCUUUCUCUGUCCUUUGUUUUGACUGUGGACCUGUCUCUUAGGUCUGGCUCAGUCACAGGUGAGACUAAUGUCCAAUCUAAAGUGGGCAGUGAGAUCUUGCAAUAAUAUGAUAGAGAGGAUACAAGAAGUCCAAGUGUAAAAUGCAGACUUGAUUUUUGGUCAGAGUUAAUGAAGAAAUAUUUUAAAGUUAAUCUGUGCUGUCCAAAAGUACAAAAAUAAAGUGAAACUUAAAGCAUACCCCGCUGGCCAUAUAUUGAACUGAGAAGUCCCAAAUGGUCACACGGAAGUUACUUCCUCAUCACCCAUCUCCCUCAGAUAAGAAGUUUAGCCCUGUCUGCAUUGGAAAACGGAAGCUGGGUGGAGGACAGGAGCAGCCAACUGCCGGUUGUGCUGUAUCCAAAUUGACUAAACCUGGGGCUUUGCUGUAUUUGUGUGUGUGUGUGUGUGUGUGUGUGUGUGUGUGUGUGUGUGUGUGUACUUCUUAAAGUUUACAUUUACCUGCCACCUCUAAGAAUGAAUCAGAUGUAUAAUGUAAUGGUAUACAGCUCAGUUUUGAGAGUGAUGUUUUGUGAAAAUUACUUUUGAGUCAUAUUCUUUUUGAAAAAGUUUCCAAGGCCAUUUAGUGACUUAAAAAAUUGACACGUCCUUUUGGGGUCAUGGCUAACAGUUUAUAAAUUUUCUGUAAAAGGGAAGUUUAGUUUUCAAACCAGGAGAGAUGCAUGUAAAUAGUGAAUUAUUUAAGUAACCUAAAGGCUUCAAAUAGUUGGUGUAAAUUCCCAGUUGACACCUACAAAAUGGCAAACAUGUUAAGAGAAUCUGGCCUCUUCCAAUGGAUUGUGCCUUUUUUUUCUGUCAUGCAAACUUGUGCAUGUAUUUUAUGAAGUGUUAAUACAGUUAGUAUCUAAUGUUCCUAAUCUAUGCAAUUGGAUAUUUCUUAAAUGGGUUUUCUGCAUGCAAGCAUUUGUACACAUUAAUAUUUAUGCAAGUAUUCAAAUCAAUGCAAGGGCAUCUGUCUGAGUAUGUGAUAAAAAUAUGCAUAUGCAUGAACAUUUGUACCAGGGGAUAAGUCCCCAAAGUUAGUGAUUGCUGAGGUUACAGUUUUCAACUUUUGUCCUUUUAACAAAAUUUCCUUGACUAGAAAAAGGCAUGCACAGAAAUAGCACAAGCGCUAAUAUUGACAAAUAAAAUGGUUUUAUUUAACAGUAUUUAAUAGAGGUGAGUUACAAGUCUUUAAUUAGCAAUGUGACAUUUUAGAAAACAGAGUAUGUAUUUUAGAAUAUGUAGCAGUUUUCACAAAGAGCAUUUAUUCUAAUAUAUUGCCAGUAUAAAAAACAUGCUAUUAGGAAUGAAAUAAUUUUUGUAAGAAAUAUUCUAUUUCAUUGUUAUUUAUUUCUUUAUUUUAGCUUGAGGCUGACCCCUAGAAAUACUUGGCUCAGUUAGAACAGGGCUUCUUUUGGCUUUUUUAAGGGUGCACGCGAGAAUGUAAAGGAUGACAGAAUGGUGGGGGAUUGGGUAGAGGGGAAGGCUUCCAAUUUCCAGCCCUUCAUGGUCACUGUUGAUAUGCUUGUCCGUGUCGUCUCAGGAGAUUCUGACUUCUGGGAUCUUUCUCAGGCUGGAAAACCUGGUAUCUGGGGUCCAGCCUCCCUGAGAAAUCUAAGGAGCCUCCGAGAGGAGGCCUGGACAUUUCCGGGACACUGCUGUGAAGCACAGGGGUUGACAGUCCUCACUGCUUGGUGAUCUCCUGACCCCCACCCUGUACCUUUGUUAGUCUGGAGGACCAUCUCUCUUUGAUCUCUUUAUAGUUCUGAUUCUGCGUUGUCUAGUUAUUAGGUUCAACUGAAAGAGUUUUUUUUCUUGAUUUAUAAACUUAUUUGUUGGUAAAUGUCCAGCUCCCGAUGUUAACAGUUCAUGGAAGGACAAGAAUAAACAGAGUUGAUUCUGAAAUAUCAGUUCUGUAGUUUAAAGAUGUGUGAAAGAUUUCUGUUUUUGCAUCCCAUUGGCCAGGAAUUUAAAAUCUACCAGUUGUUUGGAAGAGAUUGAGAAUUAUGGUGUGUCUUUGUCAUGCGUAAGCAACAUCUUCCCAGUGAAAUUUUGCUUAGCUGAUUUUAAGCUGAAAUGCCAGGGAAUUAAUUUUUUUCUUAUGGGAAAGAAAGGGUUGAGAGAAUUAUGAACGACUUUGGUGUGAAUUUGAAAGGAAUUACUUGCUCAGAGUUACACUGUCCCUUCUCAAAGCCUAAAUAGUACUUAUUUUCCAUGAUUAACUGGGGUGAAGGUGCAGAUUUUUGUUUCUGUGUCUCAUAUGUGGAAGGCAAAGCUAUCGCUAUUCACGGAGCAGAGAUGGCGGGUUAAAAUGUUCCAGAUCGCUAAUGGACAUGUAGUAUUGCCUCUUUGAACGUUUUCCAGUUGAAUCAUUCUAGGCAAGCCCUAUGGUAUAGCAUUUGGAGCCUGGGUCACAUAUGCUUCUCUGCGCUGAUGGAGGCUCCUCCAUUGCAAGGAGGAUUUUGUCUCCCUUGUGAGUAUUUGCUUGGUCCACCUCUAAGGAGAGGCCAUCUAUUUAGGCUGAAGGCAAAGGAGUAGCUAGUGUAGAAAUUUUGCAGUAGGAAGGAGUUUGGUAUGUUGUAGGCAUGAAGAGAAGGCUGGAGAGAGCAAAGGGGGAGGUGGUAUAGGAUGUAAGAAGAGAGACUAGGCAGGGCCACGAUACAGAGCGGGGACUUUACUGUAGCUAUAAUGGAAGCCGUUGAAAGUUUUAAAGUAGGGGUGUGACCCAAUUUGAUUUACGUUUUCAAGAAGAUAACCUUGGCUGAUAGGUGGAAAAAACGGAUUGUAUGUGGCCAAGAAUGAACACAGGGAAUAGUUAUGGGGGAUGGGUAAGAUAAUGGUGGUUUGGACUGAUCUGGUGGCAAUGGAAAUGAAGGAAAGAGGACCAUUUCAAGUUUUACUUUGGAGGUAGGGCUCCUUCAGCCUCAUGCUGAAGAACAGAUGUUGAGAAUGAAGGAGCAGAGAAUACAAAGACGUCUCCCAGAAUUUUGGUUCUAACAAAUGAUUGAAUGGUGUGGCCAUUUAACUUAAAUGAGGAAGACUAGGGGAGGAACAAGUGGAAGACAGAAAUUCUGUUCGGUUGGAUAUGAGCUUCCAUGUGGGGGCAGCCGUUAAGCUUUUCUCGCUGUAUCAUGAAGCUCAGGGGAGAGGCCGGGAAGGAAGUAUAAAUUGGAGAGAGUCAUCAGACCUUAUAUGGUACAUGUGGUAUUUCAAACCCCGGAAAAGUUCUGAGGUCACCUAGAAAAAAAGGGUAGAGAUGAGAAGAGGGGCCAGAACCGAGCCCCAAGCUCUCCAGCCUUUAGAGUCUGGUAGAAGAAGACAAACAAGACAAGGCGGGUCUCGUGAGAUGACAGAGAAUUAGGUAAAUUCGAAACAGAAGCCAGGAGAAGACACAGUUUUUAUUUAUUUAUUUAUAAAUUUAUUUAUUUUAUUUAUUUAUUUUUGGCUGUGUUGGGUCUUCGUUGCUGCGUGUGGGCUUUCUCUAGCUGCAGCGAGCGGGGGCUACUCUUCGUUGCGGUGCGCGGGCUUCUUGUUGUGGUGGCUUCUCUUGUUGUGGAGCACGGGCUCUAGGCGCACGGGCUUCAGUAGUUGUGGCGCGUGGGCUCAGUAGUUGUGGCUCACGGGCUCUAGAGCGCAGGCUCAGUAGUUGUGGCUCACAGGCUCUAGAGCGCAGGCUCAGUAGUUGUGGCUCGCGGGCUCUAGGGCGCAGGCUCAGUAGUUGUGGCGCAUGGGCUUAGUUGCUUUGCGGCAUGUGGGUUCUUCCCAGACCGGGGCUUGAACCCAUGUCCCCUGCAUUGGCAGGCGGAUUCUUAACCACUGCGCCACCAGGGAAGCCCGACACAGUUUUUAAAAAGGACAAGUCAAAUGCUGCUGAGGAGGUCAAAUAAAGGGAGGAUGUUGAAAUGCUCAUUAAAUUUGGCACCCUUAAGGGAGUUGCUGAUGUUGGCAAGGGUUCAGGGGAAUGGAGGUGAUGAACUGGAGAUAGUGAAUAAAGGUAAAUUGUUCAAGAAGUGUUGCUGGGAAGGGCUGAAGGUGGAGGUAAACUUAAGGUGGAAAGAUUUUUGUUGUAUUUCUCAUUUUUGUUGUUGUUUCUUUUUUUUCCUGUGGGAACUACUACAGCGUAGUUGAAUGAACAUUGAUGGAAUUGAUCCAUUGGAGAAGGAGAAACUGGUGAUGCAGGGGAGAGAAGGAUAACAGUAGGAGGAGGAUAGGCAUGGAAUUCAAAGCACAAGUGUAGGGUUGGCUUUGCUAGGAUCCAGGAAUAUUCCUUCCAUUAUAUGAGAAGGGAAAGCAGAAAGUAUGCAUUUAGUUACAGGUGGGUUUAUGGUUGGUGGUGGGAAGGCUAGGUAGUCGCAGUGGGUUGCUUCCAGUUUCUGUGGAUCUGUGUUUCUGGGUUCUGCCUUUCUCUAAAUCCCCUUUUUCUCAGUGCUUAUGAAUUGGUUCUGCACAACUCCAGUCUCACCUCAGUCACAUACCCUGUGUAUGUCCAAGUUCUCUUGUGGGUGUCUACAAGUGAGGGCGUAGCCAGGCCGUGGCCAGAACCUUAGGGUGGUUCUCAGAGUUUUGCUUUCACCUGAGCACUGAGCUGUCCCGUAUUGUAGCCAGUGGCCAUGGCUGGCCGUUGAGGGCUUGAAAUGUGGUUGGUGUGACGAACGAAUUGAACAUUUAAUUUUAUUUCAUUUCAACUUAAAUACUGAUUCCCGACUCAGUUAUUGGAAAAACUUUUUCUGUGUUUGGGACAAAGUUGAUAUGUGAAUCUACUUUUUCAACUAUACCAGGGAUCUCCAAUAAAAUUUUGUGUCUGGAUUGCGAUGUGCUCUGAGUGCAAAUUGUACCCUGAUUUCGAAGACUUAGCUAAAAAAAUAAGUAAAUUAUCUUGUUGAUAAUUUUAUAUCGAUUACAUGUUGACACGAUGAUAAUCUGGAUACGUAAACUAUAUUGUUAAAUCAACUUCAGUUGAUUCCAAAAAGUUUUUUGAAGUAGCUACUAGAAAAGUUCAAAUUAAAAUAUGGCUCACAUCGUAUUUCUGUCGGGCGGCACUGCUUUAGGGCUGUGCCUGUAAGAAAGGCUUAUAUUUUAGGUGUGUGCUUGGUCACGCCUGUCUAAGAGCAGUCCAUGUCUCACUACGAGGAGCAGUGACCUCAGAGGGUUGAUGCUGCUCGCUUAAGGUCUCAGGGCUGCAGAACUGGGAUCUGAACCCUGGCUCUCUGGCUGCCUGCAGGCUGUGCCCUGGACCGUGCACCACGUGGAAGUCAUUUCGUGCAUUCUUUCUCUUGAGUUAUUCUGUGUUUACACUAGCAAAGGAUAUUUACAUGGACACUUAAAGGGCAGAAUUUGGUUUUUAGCUCAAGCAGUUGAAAUUAUGGUUCUCGGGGUAUGGUUUUAAUGUACUGUUACUGACUUUGCUUUGAUUUCACUGAGGAUACACAGUUUAUAGUGAGGCCUCUCCCUGGCCUUGAACGCAAGGACUAACAGUCGGCUCUUUCAUGUUUCUUAUUUACUACUAAUGAUGACCACCGUUUGCUCUGUGCACUGGAUCUGCUAUCACCAGGUGCUGGUGUGCACUUAGUCCAUUAUCCCAUGCUUGAUGAUACACUCCUUUUGUCUUGCGAUUGUUAAGCUUUCAUUAGGGAUCCUUGUGAAGAAGACAUUUAUUUAUUUUUCAUAGGACUAAUUUCAAGUUAAUAUAAAUUUUAAAGGGUUAUGAUCUACCACGAUUUGCUAUGGGCAUCUGAAGGUCAGGGCGUCUCAGACUGAACUCCCUAUCCAUUCCUCCUCUUUUUCAUUCCCUGCCUUUAGUGUCAUCUUCAACUCCGGUUCUCUUGCAUUGCCCCCAGGAUGCCGCCAUCGAUCGCGGUGAAGUGACUCUCCACGUCCUUCCGGUCUGUCUCAUCCCUUCUUUCUACCUGCUGCCACGGCCUAGUUCAGACCUUCAAACAUCCCUAACUUUUCUUUCUGCUCCCAUUCACUUGUGAUUGUUUACUUAUUUAUUUUCCCCACUCAUCAGUUUCCUGAGAGGGGCCUUUGUCUCUAUCAUCUUUGGGUUUUUAGGUCUUAGCUGAGAGCUUGUGCUGUUGACAGGAAUGUUCGUAGGUUAUGUUUCUCUCUACAUGUGCAUUCUUCUCUCCCUCCCUCCUGAAUACUGUUAGCAUAGCUUACUCAGCAGAGCUCCCCAGCUGGAUGCACAGUCAGCAGCAGUGCUGCAAGCCCUUGGUGAAUGCAAGAUCGCAUGCUGUACCCAUGUUCCCACUUGGUUCACGUGGAUCCAGCGAAAAUCUCUCCCUGGCUACUCCAGCUAAUGGGGGACAGAUUUCUUUCUUGGAGCCUAACUGAUACGUCUCUGGGGCAUAGAACUGGAUAGAAAUCCCUAGAAUGUGAUAUCUAAUACUCAAUAACCUUGGGACAAACUGAGGAUGAUUUCCAUAUAGGUGUAUAGGCAGAGCAUUUGGUUCACUGUUUAUGAGCCAAAGCUUGCAAUAGAAAACUAAGGGGAAAAAAAAAAAAAAAAGAAAGAAAAA